CGUGGGCCGUAACAAAAAAGCAUGUCAGUACCAUCCAAGUUGCCGAGAUGAAGAUGUUGCGGUGGAUGUGCGGAGUAACGAGGCUCGAUAAGAUCCGUAACGAGUACGUACGCGGUAGCCUUGGAGUACGCGAUGUCGCCGACAAAAUACAAGAAAAACGGCUGCGAUGGUACGGACAUGUUAAAAGGAGACCACCUGAGUACAUCGGCAAUGCGACACUCAAUCUCGAUAUACCCGGUCAAAGGCGCAGAGGCAGGCCAAAACUGCGGUGGUUGAGUGUCGUAAAGAAAGACAUGGAAAUCUGCGAACUCAAAGAGGAAGAUGUCCAGGAUAGAGCGAAGUGGAAGAAGAAGAUACGGAAAGCGGACCCCGUCACAAGACGG
Molecule: messenger RNA, 383 nt
Organism: Helicoverpa zea (corn earworm)
Lineage: Eukaryota; Metazoa; Arthropoda; Insecta; Lepidoptera; Noctuidae
Exons: 1
Source: RefSeq, a predicted model, not a curated record